AGCUGCCRCAACAACAGCAACAGCAUCAACAUCAGCAUCAGCAACAACAGCAGCAACAUCAGCUGCAACAACAUCAAAUAACCGCACAAAUACAAACCAUGAAAGAUCAACCGCAACAACCAAUGGCACCCAUGGCCUUCUACCCCACAUGGCAGGCUGAUCCCUCACAGGGUUGGCAAAAUCAAUUUAUCCAGCAAAUUCCACAGAACACACCACCCAUCACAUCGMUCAACUCUUUGGAUUUCCAAACGCAAUCAUAUGCCUACCCAUCAAAUGGUUAUGUGCAGACUGGGCUCGGAUUUGAUCCGAAUUACGGACGUUCUCCRUAUGGUGCUCCCGUACAGCGUUACGAUUUCCAGAGUCAACAACUCUCGACUGCACCCAUCAAUCAGGUGGGACUGCAGGGUGUUGGCUUCAGUCCGGCCGCCGUUACAUAUGCCGGUCAGGUGUCGACAGCGCCAGCACCGCCUUCGGUUGGUUUGCAACAGCAGCAACAUUUGGGUGUGUCAUCUGGUGAUUUGAAUAAGACGAUGUCGGGAAACGACACGCCUGGAUAUCCGCGAGUGAGCAGCGUGCCGCCGCGCUCACUCAAUUGUAACGGGUAUUCAGGCGACUACAGCGGCUCAAGUCAACAACAGCAACAGACAACAACGAGCAACAACAGCUCAGCAGCUGCAGUAGCCGGCACCGCAAUUGCCGGCAACAAUGCGAACGCCACACCGCUAAACGGUGGUCAAACUACAGCAGCAGCGACAACGGCUGCCAUUGAUGCAACACCGAUGCAACCGCCAAGCAUCCCCAAUGUGCCACAAUCGCCAACGCGUAAUCUGAUGCAACAACAACAGCAGCARCAACAACAACAACCCCGCCAUGUUUCUCAGUCACCGAACCAUAUUGCACAAUCGCCCAACGGCAAUAUGACAACGGCACAACAGGCCUACGGCACCAACAUUCCACCCUCGCCACAUCACAAUUCCAUGCAGCAACAACAACAACAACAACAACAGCAGCAGCAGCAAGGGCAAAGCCACAUUGCAUCACCGCCACAAGCACAACAACACCAACAGCAACAGCAGCAGCAGCAGCAGAUGCAACAAGACUGGAAUUGGAACAGCCAGUCACAACAGUCCCCAGCGAUUGGCGCCACCAGUGAUCCUUACCAGCAGGGUGAACGCGUUAAUCUGAAUACGCGUAUAAAAUCGAUGAUACUUCGGAAAAAUGAUCCCAAAGAUCCGCUCUCAAGCACCCCUACCGAUCUGCAUAUGUCCAGCAAUCCCGCAACGCUCGGUGCCGGUUCCAAUGCGUUGGGCACCAACCAACAAGCGCAGACCGGUCAUUUUUUAUCGUAUAGCCACCAUCUCCGCGGCGAUUCAGUAAUGAACGCCAAUGGUACGACUGGUUCUAAUGUGUCUGCAACACAAGCUGCACAACAACAGCAGCAGCAGCAGCAGCAACAGCAACAACAGCAGCAAAUGCAAGGCAUACAAACGUCCAAUAGUUCCGGUUUGACACCCGGUCAUGGCACAUUAGCAGCCGAACCAAUAGGAGGUGGUGGCGAUCAAAUAUGGAAGCCACACCACACGAAUUCGUUUAAGAAACCGGUGGCGAGUAGCUUCCCCACAGCCGAACAUCAUCAUCAACAACAGCAUACAACAAUCAGUCAUGGUGGACACACCACUAUAGCACACACUGAAGUCCAACCGAAAAAAUCCAGUCGUAAGAGUAAAAGUCGUGCUGCCGCAGCAGAAGCAGCUGAACUCGAUAAGAAUAGCAAUGAUCCUGGUGGCGGACUUCAUGGUCCACUACAUGGCUCACAUAAUAUAAAAUCUUUGGAUAAGACUGGCUACCCACCCUCACAUGGCUAUCCGCCGCCACAACAUCCUGAUUACCACACGCCAUAUAUCAAGACCGAACCGGGUCUCUUGCCUGCCCAACAUACCAAAAUGGAGGGUUACGAGCGCAACUAUCAGAACUUCAUACAAUAUGCCGACUUUUGCCAGAAUGAGGUACAAGGCAUGCCAUCACAACAACAACACCACCAAAGUCAGCAGGAUUAUGCCAGUUAUCAUAACUCACCAUACUAUGGCGGCUCGAGUUCAUUCCAACAAAGUUAUCAGCAAAACUUUGUGCCCGGCUAUCAACACUCGUCGGGUAGCAUGGGUUAUGGCAGUACGCAUGGCAUGCAUCCGCAUCACUCCAGUUCGCUUGGCCAUUCCAGCCACAUAAAAGCAUCCAACGGUCCACUAAUGAAGUCCAGUAGUAGUUCUAGCUUACAUCACCACAACAACCAUCAUUUAAUGGAUAUUGACCGCAAACCGGAUACCAAUAGCAUCAUACCAUUGCCCACAAACUAUGAAAAAGACAUACCAGCCCAUGCGUAUCCCAUACCACCGCAUCGGUAUCCACUAGGACCAACGCCAUCGCACUUGGGUCACACGAUGAUUGAGCCGAAAAUCGAAGACUUGGGUGUGCUAUCUCAUAACACCAGUUAUCCGUUUAUGGGUGAAGGUGGACCAGCAGUAAUGAAAAAUAGUUCUGGCUUUUCCUGUUGCCGACAAGGCGGCACACGCACACCCACCGCGGAACAUCUCAAAGGCGGCACUUGUACGGGUAUACAAACUAAGGACGAAAUUAUGGAUGAACCAAUAGAAGAGCCUGAAGUAAAUAAUGGCGCAAAACCUAAGAAAAAGGGCGCAAAGCAGGAAGAUAAUGAAAUUGUCGUUAAGCAUGAGAAAAUUAAUCCAAUGUUUGAUACCUCAGAUAGAUUGGAAAAAGGCAACAAGACAGAGAUACCAGAGUGUGAGUGCUUUCAUUCCGACAAGAAUCCACCCGAACCUGGUACAUACUAUACGCAUCUCGGUACUGCAUCGACUUUGUCGGAACUGCGUAGAGAGUUCGAAGAACGUUGUCAAAUUUCUGGUAGGCAGCUGCGUAUAGAGAAGAUCAUUUACACGGGCAAGGAAGGUAAGACCACGCAAGGUUGUCCCUUGGCAAAAUGGGUUAUACGACGCGCCGAUCCAGAAGAAAAAAUUUUGGUUGUUGUCAAGAAGCGACCAGGUCACAGGUGCGGCGCUGCUUUCAUCAUCGUGUGCAUGGUUGCUUGGGAUGGCAUGCCGCGUCUAGAAGCGGAUAAUGCUUAUAAAAAUCUUAUACCAAAGCUUAAUAAAUUCGGACUUCCAACAACGCGUCGCUGUGCCACCAAUGAAAGUCGCACCUGCGCAUGUCAAGGUCUUGAUCCUGAAACAUCGGCUGCCUCGUAUAGUUUUGGUUGCUCUUGGUCCAUGUACUAUAAUGGCUGUAAGUAUGCACGCUCGAAGACGGUACGCAAAUUCCGACUGUCCGUUAAAAGUGAAGAGUCGGCCAUCGAAGACCACAUGAAUCUUUUGGCCACCGUGUUGGCACCACUCUUCAAACAAGUUUGCCCCCGUUCAUAUGACAAUCAAACCAAGUACGAAAAGGAGGCAACAGACUGUCGUCUGGGACUGGAAACUGGACGACCCUUCUCUGGCGUUACCGCUUGUCUAGACUUUUGUGCGCAUGCACAUAGAGAUUUGCACAACAUGCAGGACGGCUGUACAGUGCAAGUAGCGCUGCUGAAACCAUCAAAUCGUGAUGGACGUCCACCCGACGAUGAACAAUUGCAUGUGCUACCGUUAUACACCAUGGACACGACGGACGAAUUCGAAAGCAUGGAGGGGCAACGUGAGAAACAUCGCACCGGCGCGGUACAAGUGUUGGACAAAUUUCCCUGUGAAGUACGUGUGCGCUCCACACCGCUCAUACCUUGCCGGCGCCAUGGCAAAAAGCGAAAAGAGGACGAAACGCCCGCACCUGAUGCCGAAGCGGCAGCCACUAYGGCCGCCACAACGCCGACAACACCAACACCUACUGCCACRCCGCAACCGACGAACAAUGCCGCUAACGCCAACAACAAUAACGGAAACAAUGGCACUGCUAAUGUGGCUAACAACAAUACCAACACGACUGCAAUCAACGGCAAGAAGGAAGGUGGCGGUAGCAAUGGUAAAUCAAAGUCGAAAUCAAAAGCGGGGGCUGCAGUCAAUAACACAGCCACAACACCGUUAUCAGCACCGCCAUCAACACCGUCGCCGCGCUGUCAAACGCCUGUGACCAACAAUCCCAGUCCGGCAGGCAGUGCGUUCACAACACCGCCAGUGAACAAUAACAACAAUCCACAUAUGAAUACCGCUGUGAACAACGCGGUCGGAGGUAACCCACCUAAUCAGCUCAUGUCGUCCAAUUCCAGUCUAAUGAAUAUGGCGACUAUGAUAGAUACCUUCACAGAUGCKCAAUUGCAAUCCAAUCAGAUCUCAAGCACGGUGCUCGAUUCGCCCUACUCGUACGACUACCAGACCGGUUCCUACAUAGACUCACGCAACUACUACGGCAAUUGGCCACCGCCGCAURCCACGCACGCCACACACGCAGUUGGCAUGAGCGCGGCACCAGGCGCCACUGCAGCACCGAUGGCACCGCCGCAAGGCAACGUACAUCAUACCACCACCGCCGCACCGCUAACACCACAUCACGACACGACCAAUGCAACAUAUGGUAGCAACUACAAUAAUCUACCAACGGCUGGUAGUCAACAGCUGACGCAAGUGCAUGACGUGCGCGGCGAUGUGAAGAGCCGCGGCAGUGAGGAGAACCCCGACUCCACCACCAUAGUGAAUAAUACUUUAGCUGAAAGUAAGUUGACCACACUCACUCCAUUGACACCAAUGACUAAUCUAACACAACACCAUCAACAUCCACACCAUCAUGCUACGCCCAUCGAAGAAGGCUUUGUCAAACCAAAACCACCGGCAGACUAUCAGUACACCCAGUACCCAAGCAACUAUCAAAUGUAUCCGCCACCACAUUCGGCCUACUCCGCCUACGACGCGUACCAGAACAUGAACUACAACUAUGGUUAUCAUCAGGCCUACUCACCGUACAGCAUGUAUCCGCAGCAAACACCGCCGCAUACGCCGCCACCACCAUCACCGAACUGGAAUAUGUACGGUCAUCAUCAGAGCACCGCCUCCACGGCUGCGUACGCAACCACAGUGCUACCGCCGAACGGUGGUACGCAUCAGCACGCUUCGUUAGCCACGGCCAUAUCACAGGCGCAAACGCAAAUGCCGAUCUCCAAUGGCAAUCUGAAGAAUUCGUUAUCCACACCAGUGGCACAGGUCACACCAACAGUUGACGCUCAACAGAUGCAACAAGUGCAAACGCAAGCGCCGGUACAGGCGCAAACGCAGCUACCAAUGGUGCAAGCACAGACUGUGCUGCCCGAUCUCAACAACGGCAAUGCGCAGUCGACACCGUUAAACACGGAGCUUACGAACUCCAACCCGACGCUGAUUGCAAAUGCUAAUGUAACCUCACCCAUUGCCAAUACCGCUGUGCCGACACCAAUYACUGCUAUCAGCAAUGAUAACAGCAACAACAGCACUAGCAACAGCAAUGAUAACGGCAGUCCAACAGCAUUGAAUGGCGCUGCAACCGACGCGGGCGCAAGUAAUUGCGGCACAAGUAGCAGUACCAACACAACAACAACGACAACCACCACUACUGCCACAGCGGCGGUGGCAACCACCUCCAAUCCGAAUAAGUUGGAACCGAUUGGCGAGGUAACGGAAAUCAAUGACAAUUACGAAGCAUUCGCCGACCCACAAAUGGGUGGUGUGGCCAUUGCGCUCAAUCACGGCAGCGUACUGAUCGAGUGCGCCAAGCACGAGUUGCAUGCAACAACGGCAUUGCGCAAUCCCAAUCGACAUGAGCCGACACGCAUGACACUCAUUUUCUACCAACAUCGUAAUUUGAAUCGUGCGCGUCACGGCAUCGACGAGUGGGAGGAGAAGAUGCGUGUGAAGAAAAUCAACACAGACCUCGAUAAUAAAGCCAAAGAAGAACGUGAAAAGCUAAAGAAAGAGCUUGAGGGUGGUGAUGGCGAAGAAGACGAAGACAAUGCUGAAGGCGCGCUCACAAAUGGCACAGCACAGGGUAGCAACAGCGGCACGGGCGGUGGCGCCAAGAAAGACGGUACGAACGCAACAAAUAACGGUAAUUGUGGUGCUCUGGCAACACCAAUGGAGACGACAACGCUGGCAAAUAGCGCAGUAACGGCACCGGCAACAGUGAAGAGUAGCGGGAAUGGCGGUUCGGCAAGCAAAAAGAAAAAGGAUUCGGGUAAGAAGAAUGCCAACUCAAAUGCAAAUGUGAACGAAAUUGCUAAUGAGAAUUCUGCUUCUUCCGUUGAGCAGGCAAAAAGCGGGAAGGCGUCACUCCACGCGCCAACACUAACAACCACCUCAUGGACGACCCUCUUUCCUAUGCACCCGUGUGUGGUUACGGGACCCUACCAGGAGGGCAACACUAGUCCAACAGCGGCAGCAAACGUGCAACAAGAGCAACAGGAAUUGCAACAGCAGCAGCAACAGCAGCAGCAGCAGCAACAGCAAUUGCAGCAAGAACCGCUUAAGCAGCAAUUGCAGGAACAACAGCAACAGCAAUUGCUGCAAGAACAGCAUAAGCAACAAUUGCAACAGCAACAACUACAGCAGCAGCUAAUGUUACAACARCAGCAGCAACAGCAACAUCAAAUGCCUGCAUAAGUAGGCGCCGUGUGUGCGUCAGCCUGUGUUGCCUCCAUUCAACUUGUGUAUUAAGGUAGCUUUUGUUUUUGUUUGAAGCAAUUAGCUAUAAAAUACAUUUAAGCCGAGUUUUUCAUUCUCUUUUUCUUUUUUUUUUUUUUUUGUCAGACGAGCUUCUAACUGUUUUGCUCGUAUUUGUUCAUACAAACUUAUUCUUAACACGUUUAGUGCCAUAUUUUCGUUGUUUGUAUUUUUUGACAUCUGUGGGUAACUGUAACAAGCACAAGGUAGCUGUAAAACAAAGAGAGUGACAAUCUAGCCGUUGAAAAAUAUUUUUGAAAUUAUUCAGCUCAUAACACACAUACAAACAUACUUUUACUUACUAUUUGUUGUUCAUACAACUGUUUACAUAACGGAAAUUCAAGAAAAUUUAGCGUUGAAUGCAACAGUCUAACGACAACAGAUAGCGAGUGACAUGAGACAUAAAAUUUUUAUAAACAAAAAAUAUUAUUAACACAAUGCUGCAGUAAAAAACUACUCAUAUUUCAAAAAAAAAAUGUUUUUCUGUGUUUUUAAAAGACAAAGAGUUCACUAUAAUAAAAUAUUUUUUCUAUUUGCUUUAAAAGAACUUGCAACAAAUUACACACAGAGAACUAAGCGUUGAACAUUAAAAAUUUUAUUUACAUAAAUAUUUUACCUAAACGUGAGUGUUGAAAUUUUUGCUGCAGGCAAGAAAUGUAUAUAUAUUUCUAAAAAAAAUAUCAUAAAUUUGCGCAAACUAAUUUAGCAGGCGUUAAAUAUAACAAAAAUUAGCACAAAACUCAAAUAUUUUUGAAUUAUUGAACUUACACAAACAAUUCAAAAACAAAAUUUUCACGCUCACAACAACUACAAACACACAAAACUACUAAGUAAAAUAAUAUGAAGAAUACUCUACAAAUUACUAAAAUACUAAACUAGUUAAAUCAAAUACACAUAGCAGCAGCAACAGCAGUAUCAGAAACAACCACAACAAAAACAAAUCACCUUAGUAAUACUCCACUUAUUUUCUUAAAUUAGUCAUACACGAAAGCAAGACUAUAAAUUUAGCAAAGAGUAAAAAGCAUAAACAAUUUGAAAACACACAUACUAAUAGCAGCAUACUUAUAUACAUACAUACGUACAUACAUACAUAAAUUCAUACAGCAGUUUGGAGUGAAAUAAAUUUUUUAUGCAAAUAGCCGACAAAACUCAUUUGAAAUACAAAUGUAGCAUACUUUUAAGUACAUACAUAAAUACUAAGUGAAAAAGUCAACAAA
This is a messenger RNA of Bactrocera latifrons, 7900 nucleotides long. It is a transcript of the gene Tet, whose product is annotated as DNA N6-methyl adenine demethylase. Gene Ontology annotation, cellular component: nucleus. The record is from RefSeq and is a predicted model, not a curated record. The transcript has 6 exons. Gene Ontology annotation, biological process: positive regulation of transcription by RNA polymerase II; oxidative demethylation. Bases 99 to 6623 code for a protein of 2174 amino acids. NCBI's taxonomy places the organism in Eukaryota, Metazoa, Arthropoda, Insecta, Diptera, Tephritidae. Gene Ontology annotation, molecular function: DNA 5-methylcytosine dioxygenase activity.